Messenger RNA from Pyrenophora tritici-repentis Pt-1C-BFP, 678 nucleotides. NCBI's taxonomy places the organism in Eukaryota, Fungi, Ascomycota, Dothideomycetes, Pleosporales, Pleosporaceae. The record is from RefSeq and is a predicted model, not a curated record.
AUGGACAAAAGGGCGGAUGAUCGGAGCAGUUGUGAGGUUUCACCGGGCCUUGGAAUAUCGUUUCACCAAGACCAGAAUGUCUGCCAGGGCAGGCUGUCGCUCGAGGUGGUGUUUGCGAACGAGUCAACAAAAGCCGGUGAUGGCGAACAUUUGAUUGAUUUUCAUUUGACUCGGCUGUCAUGCGUUUGGUUGAGGAAUGUAGGUACUCGCAAGAAGCCAGGCUAUGGGUCGACGUUACGAAACUGCAAUGCACCUAAAGAGCUUGGAAACCUGGGCACACCUAGACAACAUGGUAAACACGUUACCCGAUUCGAACAAGUCACGUCUGCUUUCAUCCACCAAGAGAAAUAUCAGGACCGCUUCUGGAAAUACCAUGUAACUCUGAAUGGUAGAAUACGGGUUUAUGCACACUGCCCCAAAACUGCCCGACUUUUGUUCCUUCAUUCAUGCUGCGGCUGCGCCUGUGGCGCUCCAGCGUUUCGCAAGUGCAGCCUCAUGACAUGGCAUCGGCCAUCGGGGAAAGUCAAAGUUCGGGUCGAUCGGUCCGUGUUCAAUCUAUUCGAUAUUGCCCGAAGCGAGCGGUUUUACGCUAUCGGGUAUAGCCGCCAAUGGGUGCGAGAACGCCCGUUUUGCUACUCAGUCUACAACGUCAGUAAGCUCGAGACCCCCGUGGGGUAG